AUGGACAACAUGUAUUUUCAGCUCAUGGCAGAUCGAGCGACUCUGGAAGCAAGUAGAUGGCCACCUGAAAUCAGAGAAGAGCCCACUGUGCUUGAUGAUUACUACACCCGCGCGGAAACAAUGCUGCAACCAUCCAUAUACCCCGAGGAGUUUCAAACUUUGAGCAAACUCGAGCAUCUGGAAAAGCAGUCAAAAUGUUUAGGACAGGCAGGCAAUUUCCGUCGAGCACCACUCACUACGUUCUUUCACCGCGGCCGCAACAACGCGGGCGUACAAAUGGAGGCAAAUCGCAGAACGGGCCAUGAGUGUACGGGGCUUAAUGAUGGCUCAAAGAAUUCUGUGGCUACGACCUAUCUUGUCGAUUCCUGGAACUGGGGAGCUGAGAUAUUCUGUGGUUGCGAGGUUCGAUUUGUGGAGAAGACAAACGAAGGAGGGUACAUCAUCCACUUUGCCUGGCACGGAAGUGGCAGGGCGAUUUUUGGGGAUCAUUUCAAGGAGCAGCUUUUCUGGGUCAAAUCUGAGCACAAGUCUGAUCGAUGUCUCCAAAAAGGGUACAAUGAUAACGCUCGUGUCAACGGAAUCGCACGGCGAUCUUCUGACCCCGAAUCUGUACCUGGGCCAACUAUCACCGGUGUGAUUGACAAUCGAGAGACUGAUGCCACCAGUAGCCUAUCUGGAUAUGUCAUCCAAGAUGGGUGCAUCCCAGAGGCAUUCAAACCAAUAAUUCAUCCUAUGCUCCUUCUACAGACCUUGAAAACUCGAGCGUUUUCAUUAGUCUGGAACACCAGAGAUGGAAGAGGAAAAUUUCUUGCUUCGCUCAGGUCUGUCAUAUUUGGACCUUAUGCCAUUGGUGGAGCUGUUCAACGAACAUCAACCUAUCUGGUGAUGUCGCAUGAUAGCAAUGAAAUGACAUUGACGCUGAAGGACAACCAGAUAUGUCUAUCAGCACCAAAAGAAGGACAGUCUAAACAUUUCCAAAGGAUUAAAGAGAUGUUUCAUGAGCUAUUUGCUCGAACCGGAGCACAGAUGGGGUUCACGUAUUUCUAUGGACGCCACCAAGAGGAGGUCACUGUGCAUCUACUGGGAGGCGCCAACAUGAGCAGUGAUGGCACAGGGCAAAGUGGCGUUACAAAUCAUGUAGGAGAAGUUCUCACUUCCCUGGGCAGUGAAGUACACCAAGGCCUCGUAUGUUGUGAUGCAUCAAUCAUUCCAACAUCAUUGGGUGUCAAUCCAUUGGCAACGAUAUCUGCCCUAGCAGAGCGAUCUGUCGACUUGGUCGCAAAGAAGGCCGGGCUAUGGGUUGAUCUGGAGACAAGAAAUAGACGACUGGAGACAGACAGCAAGCCUGAACGACCGAGGGAGAGCCAACACUUCCAAAACAACUUGAAAGACAACCCAAACUCAUUAGGCUGGCAGUUUACAGAAGCUUUGUCUGGACAUAUACACAUGGGGCCGAGGUCCAAAGACUACGAGCUUUCUGAAAAUAUGGGUAAAAGCUCGUCUUGUUCCAUGCAGAUGGUCCUCACAAUUGAGCUGUGUAAACAGAUAGGAUCAGGAUACCAGGGUAUCUGCACAGGUACUGUGUCCUGUCGUGCACUGUCCAAGUCUACUCUUCGAAUUGCCCAUGGAACGAUCGAAUUCUUCUCGCCCAUGAUAGAGAGGGCAGAAACAUUAGCCAUUUUAUAUCACUUGGAGCUCGUCACGGUGGAGGGGAUGACGUACCACCUGGAAGGAAGUAAGCCCAUCAAUUCAACUAUGGCAUUCUCCGUGAAAAAGACCUGGCAGGCCACAACCACUGUCAAUGUUAGUAUCACUCGAUCAGAUGGGACUCAUGUUGGAAUGGGCGCUGUCCACAUCUCACUCUCAGACUUCAAGCGGCAAAUCAAAACUUUCCGGACCACGCAAAACUUUCACAUUGGACUUCUCUUCACCUUGAUCGCUUUUCUACUUUCUUUCUCAUAUUGUAUCAGCAUCUUCUUUUUUCGGCCCUUCGCGCCCGUCGACUAUCCUAAGAUACCGGUCCAAAAACACACCGAUCAUAAGACACCCCGUCCAGCGCCGUACAAGAUACGAGCUUCCGACGGUGUGAUUGUACAUCUCGAUGUAUAUGAGCCAGAGCCCCGAGUUGAACAAUCAGAUGGUCCAACGUGCCAUCCGCCAAUUUUGCUUCUACCCGGAGUCACUGGCAUGGGUGCAAAGCACAACCUAUUUGCGUUGCCUUUUCUACGCUGCAAUGCGGUCAGAUAUUUCACUAAGCUUGGACAUCGCUGUUAUGCAUUGACGCCUCGCUGGGGUUGCGACUUAGCUGACGCUCGAAAUUCGACGGUUUUUGACUGCCGUCUAGAUGUUGCAGCAGCAUUGGAGGAAAUCCGAAGCAGGGAGCUACAGAAGCCCUAUGUAAUAGCUCAUUGCCAAGGCUCGGUGGCCCUCUGCAUGGGACUUCUUGAUGGCACUAUCAAAAGCAACCAGCUUCUUGGGAUCUCCGUCAACUCUGUCUUCAUGAACCAAGUCUUCGGAUACUGGAAUUCACUCAAAAGGGAGGACUACUUUGUUGAUUCGACUGUAUGA
Penicillium brevicompactum is the source of this 2568-nucleotide messenger RNA. RefSeq lists its product as uncharacterized. Gene Ontology annotation, molecular function: oxidoreductase activity, acting on CH-OH group of donors. Bases 1 to 2568 code for a protein of 855 amino acids. The transcript is spliced from 7 exons. The record is from RefSeq and is a predicted model, not a curated record. NCBI's taxonomy places the organism in Eukaryota, Fungi, Ascomycota, Eurotiomycetes, Eurotiales, Aspergillaceae.